AACAAACCGCCGCACAAUUGGGCGCUGUUUAAGCGGCCGCCAACCGGGAGCGAGUUUAUAGGUAUAUGGAGUGGAACAGUGUGUAGAUCUUGACUUCUGUACCAAGGGACGUAAGCUGGGUUCUUUUUUUGGUACUAUGGGGGGCAAUGAGAGUAGUCUGGGUAACAGGAAAGUAACCUUCGAGCUGGACGAGCAGGAGCGAGUGCGGGUGUUGCAGGGCAUCAGGCUUUCUGAAGAUGUAGUAAAACGAAUGAAGGAACCUCACCAGUCUAAAAGGGACCAGCAAUCAACACCUCUUCCUUGUCCGUCCUCAUCUCAAGUUACAGAAGGGGAAUCUAAAUUGCCCACAGAGGUCCAUCCACCGACAGUUGACUCCUUGGGUCGCAAGCCAUCUGAGGCAGAGGAGGAUCUGUACAAGAGGUAUGAACAAGAGCAAGCAAUGGUCCAGGAGGAGCUGCUCCAGCUGGCAAAAAGGGAACGAGAUGCAGCCAGAGAAAGACUGAAUUCCAUUCUUCAGCAAGAAAGGAGCAACACCAAUGAAGAAAGGCAGAAAACAGCCCAGCUGUCCCAGGAACUGCAGCGGAAGGAAGAAGAGCUGAAACAGAGGGAUGCCUUCUAUAAGGAACAGUUGGCCCGCAUUGAGCAGAAGAAUGCUGACAUCUACAAGAUGACUUUGGAGCAAUACAAUGAGGCAAUCACCAAUGCAGAAGAUCAGAUCAGGCGGAGAAACACACAACCUGUAUGUGCAAACCUGCAAGCAGAGAUCCUGAAGUGCUACAAUGAAAACAAACACCAAGUACUCAACUGCUCAGAGCUGGUCAAGGAGUAUCGGCGUUGUGUUAGCCUAGCACAAAAGGAACUGUUGGUCCAUUUCGAUUAAAGCCAAGCUGCCAGCAGAAGUACAGAGUGCAGGAGACCACCAAAGCUCUUCAAAACUCAGCAUCUUUUUGGAUUCUUGCUGAGGCAAACGAGUGCCUUCUGUGCAGUGUGGUCCAGGAAAGCAUCAUGUCUCCGAUAUACAGAUGCCUGCAUGUAUCAGUCUGAAUUGAUUGAUUUGGACUUGAGGAAGAGCCCCAAGUUUGGCGAAGCAGUGCUCUACAAAAUGGGCAUCAACAUCCUCAUCCUUCUUUCACAGAAAUUUCAUGGAGAGAAAAAUCCUCAUGGACAGAUUACAUUCUCCUUCAGCAUGCAAGACAGAGGCCUCCAGUAGAGGGGGAAAAGCUUGUUACCCGUUGUUUUCACUGUUACCCAGUCUGUGUUUUCUGAGAUGUUGCCUUUGUCCUUGUUCCUUAAUGCAAGGCAUCUGGGGAAUAUGGGGAAAUGCCAGAGGCCUACUUGUUAUGGUCAAUACUGCUCUCCAUGUGUGUUUGCAUUUGUUGAGUGAGUCCAACAGAAUCAUUCCUUCCCCUCCUCUUUAAAACUCUACCUAAGAACAAUAAAGAGUACUUGAUGGA
This is a messenger RNA of Heteronotia binoei (common prickly gecko), 1454 nucleotides long. It is a transcript of the gene CHCHD6, whose product is annotated as coiled-coil-helix-coiled-coil-helix domain containing 6. Gene Ontology annotation, cellular component: MICOS complex; mitochondrion. Gene Ontology annotation, biological process: DNA damage response; cristae formation. NCBI's taxonomy places the organism in Eukaryota, Metazoa, Chordata, Lepidosauria, Squamata, Gekkonidae. The record is from RefSeq and is a predicted model, not a curated record. The coding region runs from base 137 to 880 and encodes 247 amino acids. The transcript has 8 exons.